ACCUAAACUACAAUUUAGUCUAAUUCGCUUGGCUUCGUACUAUUGAUACAUGUAUAUUAAGUGUAGUUUCCAUAACCCAUUUCUAUAUUUUGAUCGUGACUGACGAAAUGAGCUAAUUACCGGUAUCAUCUUUACUUUACUGAUUUCGUGUGUCCUCUGGAUCGUAUCCUUUCCAUACUUCCAUUGGCGAUUCCACAGAUAUUUUUCCAGGCAUGCCUUUGAGGAACAUCCUAGUAAUAUCAUAAUUGCGAAUUCAGAAGGUUUUCUGUUAACGUAAUACCAAGACACCGUUCGUGUUGCAAACUCACUUAUGCUGAGAAGAAAAUCGCUGACUUGUGAUUUUUUUUGCUUCUGCUGUUCAUGAAAGUGAAUAAAGGUGGUAUGAGCGAGGGCCACUCUUCGCAGGGCUAUAGGCUAAGGAAGCCAGAGAGUAAUAGAGGGCACUACCAUAAGGAUGUCAUGCCAGGGAGUGAGCUCUGGACUGAUGGUCUUAUUUGUGCUUUCGAGUUUGUUAGUGGACAGAAAAAAAUUGGAUCAAAAUCUUCUACAAAAGGUUUACCACCUUAUGAAAUAGAUAAUGAAAUUGUUAAAAAGCCAGUGCAUGCUUAUAAAGCUGCCGGGGCUUCUGCUGAGAGCACCAACGGGGACAGUUUGCUGGAUUCUACCCCUAUUGUUGAGUCGAGAGCACAGGAAAUUUCUCCUGCUGAUGGCAAGAUGGAUAGCCAAAGCUCUCCCCACCAUCAUCUUCAUAAUUUGGAUAGAGUUGGAGGGAGCCGUUGGAUUCCUAUUGGCUGGCCUAGGAUUUUGGAACUAGUGCAAACUGUUCAAGCGGAUGCUGGAUGGUCCACCCAGCAGUUUGAUCUCAUGGAUGAUGAAGAUGGCCUCACUGUUGCGGAUUUAGUCGCUCCCUACUGGGAGCGUCCAGCUGGACCUAUAUGGUGGUGCCAUGUGACUGCUGGUCAUCCUUCUGUAGAUGCUUGGCUCAGCCAUGCCCUGUGGUUGCAUCCUGCAAUUAGUAUUGCUUUAAGAGAUGAAGGUCGGCUAAUAAGUGAAAAAAUGAAACACCUCUUGUAUGAGGUCCCAGUAAGGGUGGCUGGAGGGCUAUUAUUUGAGCUGUUGGGGCAAUCUGCUGGUGAUCCAUAUGUUGAUGAAGAUGACAUCCCUGUUGUAACUCGUUCUUGGCAAGCACAAAACUAUUUAGUUACGGUUUUGCACGUGAAAGGAUCAGCAAAAAGCAUCAAUGUUUUGGGUAUCACAGAAGUUCAGGAACUACUUCUUGCUGGUGGCUAUAAUGCACCAAGGACAGUACAUGAAGUCAUUGCGCAUUUAGCUAGCCGCCUUGCUAGGUGGGAUGACAGGAAGAGACUCAUCAAGCUGUUAACUAUUAAGUAUGCAAGUCAUUUGCGGCACUUUCGGUUGAAUAUGCAAUCCUGUUGGUUAUUUCGGAAAUCGAUAUUUGGUGGAGCAGAUGAAGUGGAAUUGAAGUUUGUUAACAGGAGGAACAAGGAAGAUCUGAAUCUCUUAGUAAUAAUUCUCAACCAGGAAAUCAGAAGAUUAUCAAGACAGGUUAUUAGAGUGAAAUGGUCACUUCAUGCUAGGGAAGAGAUUGUUUUUGAACUUCUUCAGCAUUUGAGAGGAAAUACAACUAGAAUUCUACUUGAAGGAAUAAGAAAGAGUACGAGGGAAAUGAUUGAAGAGCAAGAAGCAGUUCGUGGACGCAUAUUUACAAUUCAAGAUGUCAUGCAGAGCAAUCUCCGUGCAAGGUUGCAGGAUAAGAGUCUCAGAGUUUCUCAUAAUUUAGCUGUCUUUGGUGGAUGUGGCCUUGUUCUUACGAUCAUCGCCGGUCUUUUUGGAAUCAAUGUGGACGGGAUCCCUGGAGCUGCGAACACACCUUAUGCGUUCGGUCUAUUCUCACUCCUCCUUGUCGUCCUAGGCAUCGUGCUCAUUGCUGUUGGCUUGCUAUACCUUGGGUUAAAAAAGCCGAUCACUGAAGAGCAGGUCGAAAUUAGGAAACUUGAGUUGCAGGAGUUGGUCAACAUGUUCCAACACGAGGCUGAGACUCACGCACAGGUUCAUAAGCAUAUUUCUCGGCAUAACUUGCCCCCGACAGCUGGUGAUAAGUUGAUCGAAGACACAAAUUAUGUUCUUAUCCAAUAACUUCAACACCUCUCAAAACCAUUCAUUAGUUAAAUAACUGCAGUAGUAGGAUAAUUAAGACACCAAUGGUCAAGGACUCCUAGCGCGCGCUCGAGUGUAUUGGUGCCUGUUUACUUGUAAAAGAUAUUCCCAGCUCUUCUUGUCAAUCAUCUGAGUGUAAUACUAAUAGCAGUUUCCCUUACUGUACUGUACUUGUCUUCUCCGUGCUUCUCCAUCAAGGUACCUUAUGGAUCUUUGACCUAGAGCUGUUUAAUGUUUAAUUUCUUGAGUGACUUUCAAUUCA
Molecule: messenger RNA, 2440 nt
Organism: Nicotiana attenuata
Lineage: Eukaryota; Viridiplantae; Streptophyta; Magnoliopsida; Solanales; Solanaceae
Exons: 9
Coding region: 361-2157 (598 amino acids)
Biological process (GO): transmembrane transport; metal ion transport
Cellular component (GO): membrane
Molecular function (GO): metal ion transmembrane transporter activity
Source: RefSeq, a predicted model, not a curated record